This is a messenger RNA of Closterium sp. NIES-65, 13663 nucleotides long. Lineage: Eukaryota; Viridiplantae; Streptophyta; Zygnematophyceae; Desmidiales; Closteriaceae. The record is from the annotation of a GenBank genome assembly.
AUGAAGGGCAAGCAUGUGGUCAUCACCGGCGGCUCCACUGGCAUUGGCUUCGCCUGUGCCAAACGUUUCCUGAGAGAGGGAGCCUCGGUUACCCUGAUGGCUCGGAACGCGGCCAAGCUGGAAGAGGCAGCACGGGAGCUGCAGCAGUAUACCAGGGAGUCUGCUCACAAUGGAACCAAUGGCUUUUUUCCUACUCCCAGAAUCUUCACUCAGGCAGUGGAUGUCUCUGAUGCCAAGGCGGUGCAGGCAGCCAUAGACGCAGCAGCAGCUGCGCGCCCCAUAGAUGUGCUGCUGUGCAACGCUGGAGUGGUGCGCACAGGCCAUGUGGAGGACAUUUCCGCACUGCAGGCCCAGGAGCAGGUCAACACGAACCUGCUGGGAAGCAUCUACCCUGUGCAGGCUGCAGUGCCGCUUUUGAAGGAGAGGGUUGCACAAGGAGCGGAGCCAGGUGCCAUUGUCUUCAUGUGCUCACUCUCUGCUCUGAGCUUCUGGUAUGGUGCAGCAGUUUACACUGCUACCAAGUACGGGGUCCGAGGCUUUGCAGAAGGCCUUCGUCUUGAGCUGCUCCCAUAUGACAUAUCGGUUUCCGUUGUCUGCCCAGGCUUCACCGACACUCAUCUGCUUGAUGAUGCCGAAGCAUCUGGACGAUACCUCACCAAACUGAUGGAGGUGGCAUCAAUGUAUGACCGCAACAAGAUAGAGAACCCCGACAUUGUGGCAGAGAAAACACUGGCGGCUGUUCGAUCCGGAGAAUUCCUCAUGAAGGUCAAAAAGAAAAAGGGUUCGGAUCCUCCUCCGAGAGUGAAGGAAGUUAUAGAUUCCAUUAUCUCCGUUCCGUUACAUGACAUAGCGAAGCCUCUUUCGGAGUUCAAGUGGACUUAUGACAAGGGCGACGUGCUGCACUGGGUAGACCUCUUGAACCACUUCGACGCCUUCCUCGAAGCUUCCGUGAAAUCGCGCAAGGAUUUGCAGUUAGAUGGCCGGUUCGCGGGCGUGGAUCCGCCGUUCCCGCGGGAUGCGGUACUGCAGGUGCUGCGGGUGUCGCGCGUUAUCCUAGAGAACUCCGUCAACAAGCACCUCUACGCGUCCGUCGAGCACGUGUGCACGCUGCUCGCGAGCACGGACCUGGACGUGCUGUCAGCGAGUCUCGAGCUGCUCUCAGUGUACGGCAAGAAGCCCUUCCAGCCAGGUCGCAGCACGCGCUGGCAUGCGGAUCCCGCCAUCACAGCGCGCCUCUUCGCCCUCGCGCAGGCAUGGGGCGGCAAGGAGGAGGGCCUUGGCAUGCUGCCCUGCGCGCUCCAAGGGGGCCUGGACGCGUCCGCUCUGUCCCUGGGAGGGACGUUGCACUUUGAGUUUUAUGCGGAGGGGCCUGCUGGAGUGGGGGCGGUGGGGCAGGGUCAGGGGCUGGGUGGGAGCGGUGGAGAGGGGUUAGAGGGUCAAGAGGACAAGGCUGGUGAGGCAUCGCCUGAUGCUCCCUCCGCUUCGCCCUCUCCUGCUGCACCUGCCGCUGCUUCGACAGGUCUAACACCUGGUUUGAGGGUCAUCCACGUGCCUGGGGUGCAAGAGCACGUGCAGCUGAAGGGAAUCUCCGAGCUCGACUUUCUCCAGCGCCUGGUGGAUCAAUACUCCGUGCCCUCCGCCCUCCGCUUCUCCCUCCUCACCCGCCUCCGCUGCGCCUACUCCUUCCCUCUCCUCGCCUCGCGCCGCCGCUUCCUCUGCGUGCGCCUGCUGGCCUUCCGAGUGCUGCUGCUCGCCACACCAGACCCGGACGAGCUCACUGCCUUCUUUGCCAACGAGCCUGAGUUCGUCCCGGAGCUAAUUUCGCUGCUCAAUGCGGAGAGCCUGGUGCCUGAGGAGGUUCGGAUGUACGCGCUGCUAGCCCUGGCUGCCAUGGCGCAGGACCGGCCACGCCAGUCGACGGUCCUCAGUGCCAUCAGCACUGGUGGGCACCGAGCCACCUUGCCAAGCCUGAUGCAGAGGACCGUGGCUCAGCUUGGGAAACCAGGAGGCUGCUCGCCGAAAUUUGUUGACGCGCUGUUGGUCCUCAUUGCUGCGCUGGUAUCCUCCUCGUCGGGUUGCACCGCUCUUCGGGAGGCAGGCUUGGUGCCGACCCUGCUGCCUUUGGUUCGGGACACCAAGCCUGAGCAUAUGAGUCUGGUGACGUGGUCAGUGCAGAUCCUAGAGGCCUUCAUGGAUUUCUCCAACCCUGCAGCAGCACUCUUUAGGGAAUUGAACGGGCUUGACAUGUGCGUGGACAGACUCAGGCUCGAGGUCGCUCGAGUUGAGCCCACUCUCCUGCCUGUUCAGGGUUUAGGGUCUAGCAAAACCCUGGCUGCUGGUGCAGCUGAGGGUGCUGGUGAGGGGACUGCUGGUGGGGGGAGUGGCAGUGGCUCGGCUGGUGCAGGAGCCACUGGUAUGGAUGAGGAUCGCAAGGGCAAGGCUCCGAUGGUGGAAGAUGAGGGUGCAGGAGGGGGAGCAGGCGUAGGGUCGAGCGGCGGCGCUGGUACGGCAUCACCUGCUGCUGCUGGCGGAUCCGCUACAGCGCCAGCAGUGCUGACCUACCGGCAGCGCAGCCUGAUUAAAGCCCUGCUGCGCGUCAUCUCUCUGGUCAGCUUCGCACCAGGCAGCACUGUCAGGCUCGCCUCAGCCUCCCCCGAGCAAGGGGGCAUGGGACGGCUGCCGGACUGCCUGGCGGCCGUGUUUCGGCACGCGAAGGAGUUCGGAGGAGGCGUGUUUGCGCUGGCAUCGUCGGUGAUGAGCGAGCAGAUCCACCACGAGCCCACCAGCUUCGCUGUGCUGGAUGCUGCCGGGCUGCCCGAGACGUUUGUGGACGCUGUCAAGGCUGGCGUGUUACCGUCGUCAGAAGCCAUCUGCGCCAUCCCCAACGCUCUCCUCGCCUUCUGCCUCAACCAGCGCGGGCUACAGCUCGUCACAGACUCCCACGUGCUCGCCUGCCUGCCCGCCCUCUUCACCUCGCGCCAGUACGCGCGCCCCCUGGCGGGGGACACGGCGUCCGUGCUGGGAUCCGGGCUGGACGAGCUCAUGCGCCACCAGGUGAGCCUCCGCCAGCCCCUCAUGGGCGCAGUUGUGGGCGCCCUUAGGGAGAUUGCACGCAUGGGGGGCCUGGAGGAGCGGAAGGGGAGGCGAGGGGGAAGGGGAGGGGGGGAGGGAGGGGACUCGUGGGAAGGGGAGAUGCGGGGAGGAGGGGAUGGUGGGGGGGAGGAGGGGGUGAGGGCGAAGGAGGAUGAUGCGGAUAGCGGGAGGCCGGUGGGGAGUGGCGGGGGCGGGGAGGAGGGGGCAGCAGGAGUGGGGCAAGGAACAGGGGGAGGGACAUCAGGGGCGGGUGCAUGUGGUGCGGGUGCGUCAGGGGAAGGCGCACAAGGGCAAGGUAGCAGACAGGAUGGGGAGGGUGACGCGGCUGUGCCCAUGGAAACAGAUGGGGGGAACCAGGGGGCAGAGGCAGAAGCAGCAGCAGCAGCGCCAGUCGCUGCAGCAGCCACAGGGGAGCAGCCACGGGUUGAGACCGAGGAGGGCCAGAGUGUGUCUCCAGGACCAGCAGGGGAGGCACUGGCUUCUGUCGUGGUUGCAGAAGAGCCGGCGGUAGAGACAGUGGGAGCUGGAUUGGCGGUUCCUGGUUCGGAAGCAGUUAUGGCCGAGGCAGAACCGGCAGAACCGGCAGAAGCAGGAGCAGCAGGAGAGGCAGCAGGAGCAGGAGCAGCUGGGUCGGCAGGUACUGGGGCAGCUGCUGCUACCACCGCUGUCACCACCACUGCCACCACCACAAGCAGCGUCAAGGAGAAGCUCACCCCAGCAGAGCUAGAGGCGUUCCUCCCAGACUGCAUCAGCAACAUGGCUCGCCUGCUGGAAGCCGUUCUCUCCAACGAAACCAGCAGCCGCGUCUUCCUUGACCUCCGCGGCCUGGACGCACUCCUAGCACUCUACACACUGCCGCGCCUGCCGCUGCUCUUCGGCACGUCCCCUGCCGCCCAGGGGAUCUCCAUGACCAUGAGGGCGUUCGGGCCCAGCCACGCCUCUGCUGUGUCCCGCGGGGUGGCGUCCACACUCAAGAAGCAUGUCAAGUGUGCCGUCGCGUUUGUCACUACGUCCCUCUCGUCGUUCUCCCCUGCUACCGCACCUCCUGCCUCUGAUGCUGUGGGUGCUGCUGCCACAGCCGCUUCAACAGUCCCUGCUGCUGCUGCCGCUGUACCAAGUGGUGCUGCUGCAGGAGCUUCAGGUGCAGGCUCAUCUGCAGUAACAAUCGGGCGGCGCCAGUUGUCUGACCUGGACGUGGAGUCACGGGAGUCGCUCCUGCGCGCCCUGGGAGUAGCAGAGAGCCUGCUCUCGCUCUCCGCCGUGCUAGUACGCGCCACUGCUCUCUCUGUCCCCGACCUCGCGUCGUCCAGCGGAGAGGUGUUCCGAGACGUGGCUGUGCUUCACAGAGAGGCGCUCUGGCAGCUCGCCGUGCUGGAGCACAAGGGAGUGCCGCCUCCUGCCGCCGCCGCCGCUUCUUCUGCUGCUGCUGCUGCAGCAGAGGCUGGGGGGAGUGUAGGGGGAGGAGAGGGAGCAGGUGAGGGCGGAACGGCUGUUGGAGGGUCAGGGGCAGGGGGGGAAGCAGGGCAGGGUGUGGGCUCUGAGGGAGGAGCUGCACCAGGAGCGGCAGCUACAACUGCUGCCACCGCAGCUGCAUCAUCUGCUGCUGCACCAUCCGCAGGACCUUCAGAGGCAGCUGAACCUGGCACAGCAGCAGUAGCUGGAGAAGGUGCAGCAGGGGGAGCAGCAGCGGCAAUGCAGGUAUUCCCAGGGGAGGCAGCAGAUGAUUUGGAUUUGCUGAUGAUGGACGGUGACGUGGGCUCUGGCAGGGUCAUGCGCAACGGCCCAGGCGCCCUCUGGCCCCGUGGAGAAUUAGGGUUUCCGCACCGCAGCGGCAGCAGGCACCUCUCACGCGCCUCUCGCGUUGUGCCUGAUGGUACAGGCCCUGAUAAUGGUCCUGAGGCAGGGGUGAGCGGCGCUGCUGAUGCUUCUGCCGCUGCCGCUGGUUCAGCUGGUGCGGGGACCACAGAUGCUGCGGGGAGGAAGAAGCCAGAUGGUGCCGUACAGAAGGAGGUGCUUGGGCGGCUAGUAGUGGCCGUGCGUCUGUUUGAAGUAGCCGUUGGGAAGGGGAUAGUUCCUUCUCGAAGGCGGGACGAUGCUGUGGUGCUGACAGGGCAUGCGAAGGUGGCCUCAGCAGCCCUCGCACAGACCUUCCAGGAGAAUUUAGGUUUAGGGUUUGCCGGGUGCGACCCGGGGAGGAGCAGCAGUGUGGAGGCGUGCUCUAGUGAGGAGAUACUGGAUUGUCCGGCAGUGCGGUGUGUGUAUCUGGGGAAGAUUGUGGAUGAUAUGUUUUCGCUGAUAGUUGAUCCGCGGCGGCACACGUGCAACAGCAUGCUGCUGAGAUUCUUCCACGCGCAUGGGGCUGUGAAGCAGCUGUUUGCGUCGCUGCAGUGGGUGGUGCGGGUGAUGUGGGCCGAGCAGGAGCGGCAGGUGAAGGAGCGGAAGGAGAAGGCUGAGGGGGGCGAGAAGGAGAAGGCAGAAAAGGAAGCGGGCAGUGUGGGAGUAGAGGUAGCAGGAGGUACAGUGGCUCAGAUGGAAACGGAUGGGUCAACCGAUGCAGCAGCAGCAGCAGCAGUAACGGGGGAGAAGAAGAGCGCAGGUGACGGCUCUAAGGAUGGGGGCAACAAGGGCACGGGUUCUCUUGUGGGAUCCGGUUCCUUUUCGCUGCCUCCGUGGCUGCACUCCCCUCUGCAGAGCUAUUUCCGUCUCAUGGACUGCCUCACCAACUCCCACCUCCUGCUCGCCCCCUCCUCCACCAGCAUUUUCCUCACCCACCAGCUCUCCCGCUCAGUUGAACCCGCCCCAGCUAAGCCUGAGGACUUCCUUCGGGCCAUGCAGUCGCAGGUGCUAUCUAUCAUGCUGGACGUUUGGUCCCACCCGCUCUUCUCCCAGUCUGGUCUUGCUGUUAUCUCCCCGGUGGUGACUCUGCUCACCCGUGUGCUUCAAGGGUUGAGUGAAACCGCUCCAGCAGCAGCAGGGGGUUCUGCUGCUGCUGCUGCUGCGGGUGCAGGGACUGGUGCAGGGGCAGGUGCAGGAGCGGGCGGAGCGGCAGCAGCAGGGGCAGGAACAGGGGCAGGGGCAGGUGGAGCGAGCAGCGCAGGGGGGCAGGGAGGUGCAGCAGUGUCCGCAGCUGCCCUGGCUGCUGCGGUGCUGGGAGGGCGGAUGCCGCCUGGACCUGUACCCACUCCAGUAGAUGAGGCUUUAGUGGAGCUGAUAGUAGAAAUGGGGUUCCCUAGGGAGCGGGCAGAGGAGGCCUUGCGGCAGGUGGGGAACAAUCUAGAUCUCGCUAUGGAGUGGCUCAUUAGCCAUGUGCCAGAUGAGCCUCCCUCGGAAGAAGACGAGCUCGCCCGCGCGCUCGCUUUGUCUCUUUCUGGUAAUGAUGGGGACGGCGGAGGUGGGACUAGUGCGGGUGGGCAGCAGGGUGGGGAGGAGGGAGCAGGUAAGGCAGGAGAAGGGAAAGAGGGGGAGGAGAAAGGGAAGGGAAAAGAGAAGGAGAAGGAGGAGAAAGAGGAGGAGACGGGAGGAGAGAAGGAGGGGCGGAAGGAGGUGAGGGUGGAGGAGAUGUUGGGGACGAUAGUGCGGGUGUUGAGGGACGGGGGGGAGGGCGCUGUGUUUCCCAUGACCGACCUCCUGCUCGCACUCAGCAGGCGCAACGCUGGCACAGACAGGGCUGCUGUCGUGACGUUUCUGGUGGGGCAGCUGAAAGAGUCCUGCGGGCAGGCGAAAGAAUCCCCUAGCCGCGUGGAGAGUGAGAAGCAAGGCAGCAGCGAGGGUAAAGAUUGCAGAGCAGAGAAAAGGGAGGAGGAGAAGGCUGCUGCUGCUGGUUUACCAUCUUCGCUGCAGGCCUUGCAAUCCGCCUUGGCGCACUGCUUGGCUGUGCUGCUCUCAGAAGACCUGCCCUGCUCGGACAUAGCAGCCAAGGAGGGCCUCGCUGCAGUUGCUCUUCACAUGCUCUCUGGGUACGUCUCGUCUGUCUGCCCCGACUACCACCCCCCGACUCUCCCUCUUGCUGCACUCGCCUCACCUCCCAGUAAGAGCCGGUCGCAGCAGCACGGAAGUGCGGGGGUGGCGGGUCAGCGGGUAGAGGGUAAAGCAGGUGCGGAUGAGGUGACAGGGGGGAAAGGAGGGCAAGGGGGAGAGGGGCGUGAGGGGCUUGGGGAGGUGCCCAAGUGGGUGCCGUCUCUGUUCCUGGUGCUGGACUCCCUCGUGCAAUGGAAGGUGCCUGGCACAGGGGUACGAGGGGAAGCAGGUACAGCAGUGGCAGCGGGAGCAGCGGGAGCAUCAGGGGCAGCAGGGGCGACAGCAAGCACAUGGGGAGCGGCAGCAGCAGAUGCACCUAUCUCCUUCGCGUCUAUACUGGCAGGUGUUGCAGGUGGGGCAGGAGCAGCAGCAGCGGAUCCAGGUGCAACCGCUGCAGCACCUUCCGAGCCAGCUGGUACUGGUGCAGCUGCUGCUGCCGGGGCGUCACAGGCUCCAUCCGGGGCAGGUGUAUCUGCCACGGCCGCCCCAGCAGCCAGCAAGGGCAAGGAGGCAGCAGAGGCAGAGAAGCGAGAGGGCAAGGAGGAGAACCGGUUCACAGAGAUCGUGGGGCUGUCAACAGGGUACCUAUCAGACGACGAGAAGGCCCAAGCCAUGGCCCUCAUCUGCCCUCUCAUCCGCUGCCACCCCCCACCGUCUCUCUGCCAGGCUCUCCUCCACCUCGCCUCCCGCCUCUCCCGCUCGCACCCCGUCGCCCUCCUCUUUCUGGACCAGGGUGGGGUGGCGGCGCUUCUCGCCCUCCCGUUCUCUUCGAUUUUCCCGGGGUUUGAGAGUCUCGUGUCGGCGGUGGUGCGGCAUGUGCUUGAGGACCCGUUCACGCUGCUGCAUGCUAUGGAAGCGGAGAUCAGGCACAGCCUCACCACGCUGGCAACUCAGCAUGGGGGCCGUGUGUCCCCUCGUGUGUUCCUGGGCGCUAUGAGUCCUCUUGUCGCCCGUGAUCCGUCCGCGUUUCUGCAGGCGGUGGGGAAUGUUUGUGAGGUGGAGAGCAUUGCACCUGGGAAGCUGCCUGAGGGGCAUGGGGCAGCUGCAAUGGAGGUUGGGGUUGGUGGUGGUCUGGGAGGGGAGGCAAUGGAGGUGGACGCAGAGGGGGUUGAGAAUAAAGCAGCUGAAAGAGGAGAGAAGGAAGGGGAGAAGGAGCCAGGGAAGGAGGAGAAAGAGAAGGCAAAGCAGCGGCAGCAGGAGGAGGAGGAGAAGGAGAGGGCGGAGUUUGCAAUCUCGCGAACCACGCUGGUGCUGCGGCUGCUCACAGAGAUCCUACUGGCCUAUUCUGCUGCCAGCACUCUCGUGCUCCGCAGGGAUGCAGAGUCUGCUGCAGGCACUUCAGCAGCAGCGGUGGGUGCAGGUUCGGGUGCAUCAGCCGGGGCGUCUGCAUUCCUCAUUGCGCUGUGCGUGCGCUCGGGGGAGGGCCGGCGCCGCGUGCUCUCGGAGAUUUCCAAGUCGCUGAGCCGGUUUGGGAAGGAGGAUGGGGGGAGGACAGGAGAGGUGCGGCAGCAGGAAAAGGCAGGAGCAGCUUUGACAGGAGAAGCAGCUGCAGCAGGAGCAGGAGCAGCAGGUGGAGUAAGGGAAGGUGGGGCAGCAGUGGUUCCGGGUACAGAAGCAGCUGCAGUUGCGGCUGUGAAGCUGCAAGUGCCCAACAAGCAGGUGAGGUCGUUCCUUGACCUCAUGAACGCGCUGCUCUCCACGCAAUCGUCCAAUGGGAGCAAUCCACCUGGCGGCCCGGGCAGCUCUGCACAAGGCUCCGCCUUCGCUGCAGAAAUGGCCAAGACGGCUCUUGAAGUGGGCAUGCUGCCAAACCUCCUGGAGACUCUGAGUGUAAUUGAUCUAAACCACCCAGAUUCCCCGAAGCUGGUGAAUUCGAUCCUCAGGGCUCUGGAGGUGCUCACUCGAGCCUCAGCUUCGGAAGCUCGUGCCGAGCCUGGGAGAGGUCUGGCAUCAGGGCAGCGUGUUUCCGUGGGUGUAACCAGGGCUGUAGGUUCGGGAAGGCAGGAAGCAGGCUCGGCAGGGGCUGGAGGGGUGCCGAGCCAAGCAGCAGCGGACGGGGGUGCAGCGGUGGCGGAAACAGGUGCGGAUAGGGGGACAGAAGGAGGUGGGGCAGCAGGUGGGGCUGAUACAGCCAUGGAUGAUGCUGGGGGGGAGGGAGGGAGAGUAACGGCGUCUGGAGGUGAAGAGGCAGGAGCAGACGCUGGGAGUGGGAGGAUGCGAGGGGGUGAUGAGGAGGCGAGGCAGCAGGGAGGGGAGGAGACAGGUGGAGCAGGGGCGGAAGGGGGACGUGCAAUGGAGCAGGAUGAGAGGCAUGGGGGGGAGGAGGAGGAGGAGGAAGGGGGGAUGGCGCAUGAAGCAGAGGCGAUUAUAAGAAGAGUGGAGGGCGGAGGGGGCAUGAGAGGGCCCAUGCAGCUGCGGUUCCAGAUCCGAGAAUUUGAUGAUAUGGGCGCGGAUGAGGAUGGGGAUGAGGAUGAUGAUGGGGACAUGGAGGGAGAGGAGGAUGGGGAGGACGAUGACGAUGGGGAGGAUGAUAUUGAGGAUGGGGAUGAGGAGGAUGAGGAGGAGGGGAUGGAGGAGGGGGAUGAGGAGGACGAGGAUUUGGAAGAGGAGGAAGAUGAGGAGGAGGAGGAUGAUGAUGAGGAUGACGAGGAUGAAGAGGAGGAGGAUGGGCAUGGAGGGGAGGACAACGGGCAUCUGCCCCCAGGUGGCAUGGGCAUGGGGGAAGACAUGGAGGACCAUGAGGAGGAGGAGGAGCGCGCAGCCCGGGCCUUGCGGCGCGACUUUGCACGUGGGCUGGCAGAGGAGGAUGAGGAGGAGGAUGAUGGGGAUGAGGAUGAUGAUGAUAUGGAUGAGGAUGAGGAGGAGGCUGAUGAGGAGGAUUUGGAGGACUGGGAGGAGGACGGCGGGAGGUUUAUAGAGGUGAGGUGGCGGGACGAUGUCACGGGAGCCAAUCACGUGCAUCUGCUCGCAGGCGGUGCAGAUGUCGCCGGGUUGAUGGACCUUCCGGGGUUUAUGCAGCGGGAUGUGUUGAAUGAUCCGCUGUAUGCGGAUAUGAAUGAGCCGGUGUGGGGGUGGGGGCGGCACUUAGCGAGUCACCAGCGCAGGGCUGUGGUGAGAAGCACACUGCAGGGCCAGCAGCAGCUGGCGCAGGGGCAGGGCGCGGGGCAGGGGCAGGCUGGCCGGAUGGGAGCAGGCCCCUUGCACGUACACCCACUGCUGGCUCGCCCAUUCGCCCCUGGGGCAGCACCGACAGACGCUGCCUCCGCGUCUGCCCCUGCCCACGCCGCUGCAGCACCGGGAUCACGGCUCUUCAACCUCCUGGCGGGGAUGCAGGGGAUGAUGGGGGGAGUGGGCGGGCCGAUGGGGGCUGGCGGGGGGGGAGGGCCAGGCAUGGAAGUAGAUGCGGCAUUUGCGAGGGAUGUGGCGUCUCUAAUGAUGGCGUAUGAGAAUCCUUUCCUGGAAGACAUGCUGCAGGCCCGGGGCCUGCUUGACCCUCGUGGCAUGGGCGGCAUCAUGGGCGGCAUGGGCGGCGUGGGCGGCAUGGGGAUAGGGCAUCCGUCGGGAGUGGAGUUUGAUCCGGGGAGGGCGAGGGCGAUGGGGGUGAGUGGGCUGGGGCCGGUGGUGGGAGGGGCAGCGGGGCGAGGGGAGUUUGGGAGGGUGAAUCGGUGGACGGAUGAUGGGCUGCCGCAGCCUGCCGGGACUGGUGCUGCUGUUGCUCAGGCGCUGGAAAAAGCAACAGCAGCAGCAGCAGCUGCAGCAGCAGGUACGGAAUCAGGUAGAGGAGCAGAGGAGGAGGGCAUUGCAGCAGGAGACGUGCAGAUGGACGAGAGAGGGAGUGAGAGGGAGAGGGAGGCAGAGGCAGAGGUGGAAGUGGCAAGUCAGGACAGUGGGGGGAGUGGGUUCACGGCUGGGGAGAGCCUGAGGAGCCUGGAGGUGGAGGUGGGGAGCAUAGACGGGCGGGAUGAUAUGCUGCUGCCUGGUGGAGCAGCAGCAGACGAGGAGGAGGAUCUUCCGGAGAUCGACCCAACCUUCCUGGAAGCUCUACCGGAGGACCUAAGGGCAGAGGUACUAGCCUCCUUCCACGUGGAGCGAGCUGCCAGGCAGGCCCGCCAGAGACGCGCCCAGCAGCAGGCCGCACAGCCACAGGGGCAGGGGGGGGGAGGCGCAGCAGGGGGAGGAGCAGGGGGAGCAGAGGGCGCCAGGGGCGCAGGGGGAGCAGGGGGAGCAGGGGGAGUGGGUGGGGCGGGAGCAGGAGGAGGAGCAGCAGCAGGGUUGGGAGGGGAGGACACGGGGGAGCUGGAUCCGGAAUUCUUAGCAGCGCUGCCACCGGACAUUCAGGCGGAGGUGCUGGCACAGCAGCAGGCGCAGCAGCUCAUGGCUGCAGCAGCAGCAGGUGCAGAUGGGCAUCCUGUGGACAUGGAUAGUGCGUCUAUCAUUGCCACAUUCCCUGAGGAGCUGCGAGCAGAGGUCCUGCUGACCUCAUCGGAAGCAGUGCUGGCAUCGCUCCCGCCCGCCCUGCUAGCGGAAGCCCAGCUGCUGAGAGAGCGAGCCAUGCAGCAGCAGUACUCUGUUAGGCACCAGCACCCCGCACACCCCCACCACGCCAUCUUCGGCGGUCCCAUCCGCCGCUCUCCCGCUCUUGCUGGCGGUACCACCGCCCACCGCCGCCCGCCGCACCCGUUCGCUGUGGCUGCUGGGGAGGGCGGUGUGGGAGAAUUCACCAGGGGGUUCAUUGCCGCGGGGAUGGGGAGGAGGGAGAGGGAGAGCGCAGGGGCUGGGGCGGGGACGGGGGCGGGGGGAAGUAAAGGUGGUGGGGAAGGGGGAGAGGAGGAGAAGGCGCCUGUGGUGGAUGAGAGGGCUCUCAAGGCGCUCAUUCGCCUGCUGCGCAUCUCCCAGCCGCUGCAAAAGGCCCUGCUGCCGCGUCUACUGACCAACCUCGCCUCCCACGCCACCACCCGUGCAGCCCUUGUGCGCAUCCUGCUAGAUCUGCUGCGCCCCGAUGCCGAUCCAACGGACCAGCACCCCACAGGGCAGCAUCCAACGGACCAGAAUGCAGCAGCCGUGCCAGGUGCUGCAGCAUCUGCAGCGGAAGGCAGUCAGGCUGCACCACCUGCAGCACCUGAAACGCCUGCAGCACUCGGAGCGGCUGCAGCUGUUGAGGGUGUGGGUGAGGGUGGGGUAGCAGCAGACGGCGCACCACCACACCAGCUGUACUGCUGCCAGUCCAACGUGGUGUAUGCUCGACCGCAGCGCCCCAACAGCAUUCCUCCCCUCGUCUCUCGCCGUGUGCUGGAGCUGCUGGUGUACCUGUCGCGCCACUCCAUGGCUGCCACGCAGCUGCUGCUGCUCUUCCCCUCCGCGCUCACUCGCUUGGCUCAGCAGCAGCGGGAGGAGCGGGAGCGGGCAAAGGAACGCAAGGGCAAGGCGAAGCUGCUGGGUCCGGGGACUGCCGAGGCUGGAUCUGCGGGUGGGGAUGUAGAGAUGGGAGAGAGGGAGAGAGAAGACGGAGGGGAGGGGCAAGCAGGGCAGGAGGGGCAGGAGGGGCAGGAGGGCAGAGAGCAACUAAGUGAAACCCAAGAAGGAGCUCCAGCAGCUGCGGCAGAGACUGCAGCAGCAGCAACAACAGCAGCUGCAACAGCCGAUGCUGCCGCUCUUUUAACUGGAAUAGAUACUGCUACUGCUCCCUCGGCUGCUGUUACCAUCCCACCCGCUUCCACACCCACAUCCCCUCCCACCAGCACGGCACAACCCCCUGCCCCCGCUGCUCCACCCGCUCCCCCAGUGCCCAUCCCAGUGACAGUCUUCCUCCGCAUUCCCCACCCUGACCUCCGCAUUCUCUCCCAGCUGCUCGCCCAGGAGGGCCUCUCAGACGCCUCCUACUCGCGUGCUGUGGCUGUGCUGAGGCUGGUUACUGCUGUGGUUCCCAAGUACCGCGCACUGUUUGUUGCUGACCUGGCAGAGGCGGCACGCCAGCUCAGCUCGCCGGCCACGCGGGAGUUGCUAGAGGUGGUGGAGGGGGCGGAUGGUGGGGAGGGUGGGGGAGAGGAGGGAGCAGGUGCAGGAGCAGGAACAGGGGCAGCAACGGAGAGUGAGAGAGCGUCUAUGGAAGGGCAGGAAGCAGCAGCACCUGCAGCACCAUCAGCGCUAGCUGCUGUAAGCGGCAAGCCAUGGGGGCUGACGAGAGCAGGAGCAGCCACUCUCCGCGUCCUCAAGACCCUCACCUCGCUCCUCUCACAACCCGCCUCCUCCCUCCCACCCGCCUGGGAUGGCGACUCCCCCUCAGGACCGGCAUCCGAGGCAGAAUGCCAGGCUGUCAUUGCAGACCUGGUCACGUCGCUCCACCCUCUCUGGCAAGUCCUAUCCGAGUGCUGUGGCAAGCUUGAGGCUCGGUACAAGAAACACCCGGCCCUGUCCGCUUCGGCCGGACCUGCAGGUUCGGCGGCGGAGGGUGCGACAGGCGUGGGAGGAGGGGCGGCAGGGGGAGGUGCUGUGCCGCCGCUGCCAUCAGCAGCACAGCAGCUGUUACCAUUCGUGGAGUCGUUCUUCGUGUUGU